GGUUGCUUUAAAACUCCUAAGUUUGGCGGGUUUCCCUGUUUUCAUUAGAUUGUCUAGUCACAAUAUAUGGUUAGGCACUUGAUCUGAUUUUUUUUGACCACAUAACGCUUUCAUGUGCAUGGAGUGGAGUUAUUCUGAGGCUCAUUAAAGUCGUUUUGUUUGUCUUAUAUUUUCAGGCUAAAACUGUUACUUGGCUGACCUAAUUUGUUAUGUUCUUACUAACAAAUCUGUUUCCUCUUUGGAUUUGUCUGACAAAUUUGUAUUCCAGACAUUUUAACUGUCCGAAUAUCGUUUUCUAGCCCAUCAUGUUCUUCAACUUCCUCGGCUUUUUGAUUUUCUCUAAUUACAUCGUUCUGGGUCACUCUUUGUAUUCAGUAGCUUUUGAGUGUGGUAAACCGGCCAUUUAUUUAAACAAUGAGUUUUGGGUGACGGAUUUUACUCAGGAUUGCCUUGAGGAUGAAUUGUCGAUCUUGAAUUAUUGUAAGAAAGUAUACAGAGAAAGAAACAUAACCGCAGUCGUCGCCUCUCCUCCUAUUGACGUGGUACUGUCAGAUUGGUGUGAGUUCGAACAUAGAAAACUUGCAAAGUGUCAAAAAGUCGAUGGUGAACGACAUGAGAUUAGGCCAUUUAUAUGCCUUGAUAAUAUCCCGAUGUCCAAAUUGUUUACUCCUGUUGGUUGUCAGUUAAGCAGCCUUGAUAAUGAUCGGAGUUACGUCUGUGAAAACUACAAGUUCUGGGAGAAUUCCACCCGAGAAGCUUGCCUGAGACGCAACAUGCGAUUUCAGAGCUAUCUACCAUUCAAACCUUGUAUCAGAGAAAAGGACUUUGGUUCUAUGUAUUUUGCGGCUGCUAAAGUAGUGUGUUGUGAAAAUCUUGACUCUGAAUUUACAAAUUCUGCUGUCGUUAUGAAACCACUUACCAACCUUGGAAACAAGACCAGUUCAAUGUCCCAUAAACUCAAUCGCUUGGGUAAUAAAUUAACUUCCACCGAGAAUGAUGCCUGGGAUAGUGACAAAACUGUCACUAAUUAUUUGUCAUCCGCGAAACAAAAUUCUUCUUCUGGUUUAUUAAUACCUGAGCGUGAACGUUAUAGUCAAGCUAAAUUAGCAUUGAGUAAUGACUUACACAAACGGGAAAAAGUGCUAGAGCAAGAAUUUUCAAGUGAAGAAUCACUGAUUUCACCUGAAGACUGGCUGAACGAACCAGUUAAAAGUCAGCUCGAGGAGGACAGUUUAGUUCAAGAGUUUUGGAGUAAAUUUAUUAAAUUGGAAAAUCAGUCGGAACGAGAUCGGGAGACUUUGGAAACAAUUCAUCAUCAGAGAAUUGAAGCCCAAAUGCUUGAACGCAGAAAUGCAAUGCAGAAUGCAUGGGAAAAGGCUGUGAAUAUUAAAAAUCCAAAUAAUUUCACACUGUUUGAAACGCUAAAGCGUUUAUUCCGAGUUGUUGAACAUGACCGCAGUCACUAUGUUAAACGAUUCGAACAUUUACGCAAUAUGGAGCUACCUGAAGCUGCUCAACAAUUAGCAUCUAUUAAGGACAGAUUGGUUGAACUUGAUAUUUUGCUUAAUAAAAGUUUGGAAAAAAUAAAUCUGCAUCCAGAACUAAACUCAUCUUUGUUAACUUAUGCAAAUUAUCUUCGAAAUAACAAAUAUCGCAAAUUGGAAGCUCAGUCAAAAGCUGUUUUAUUCGCCGAUAUUACCUUACCAGAUAUGAUUAAACUGCCUACAUUUCAAGAACAGGCAUCAUUAAAAGCUGAAAAGAUUAUAGCCAAACAUCGUCAUCAUCUAGAACCGUUAUAUUUAGACAAGCUGACGACCAACAAAUCGAACAAAAGUUGGAUUAAGCCACCUAAGAGACAAAAAAUGUUGGCAGAUCAUCUUUUUGGAGGCAAUCAAAAUAAAAGUAAACUAUUGAAAUUACCAAGAAUAUAUUUAUACUAUCAUUUUAAAAUUUAUCGUUUCUUCUAAAAUAUUAAUAAUAUGCGAAAUAUCUAUUCGUCUAUAAUUUUGUAUUAAUUUUUAGAUAUUUUGUUUCCUAUUUAUUUGUUAUCUUAUUAAGUAUUUCGAUUUCUGUGAAACAAAUCACUGAUAUGUGAUCUUUGGUAUUAGGUGAUUUCAUCUCUUUUGGGAGAUGAGGUACACAGUACUUGUGUUGACUGAACAAUUGUGAUUGACAUUCUGAACAGUCUCCUAUCUAGAUGUUAUUCUAAGCCUGUUUAAUAUGAUUUGAUUAUAUAACAAUGUGUGACUGUAAAAGAACUGGAUGAACAUUUAUCUAUAUUACAAAAUAUUCUAUCCAUGUAGUUUGUUAUAAUACUUAACUAACAAAUUCAGAGCUUGAUUCACUUAUCUUUCGUCUUCGGUCAGUCAGUCAGUAACAACGUAGAACUUCGUACGUAUGCACAUCAGUUCGAGUUGCCACACCACAUUAGCACAGAGAUGCAGUGGUCGAUUCAAAUCCCAUAGUGGUAAAGGUAGUAAAAGUAUAAGUAGUAAUCGGGAAAAUUAGUGUUUGGAGAUGUUAUUUAAAUAGUAUAAUACGGUGAAAUAAAUUUGGGAAGAGAAAAAAAGAGACAAGGAGGAAUAAGGAGAUCAAAAUUUGGGAGAACACAAAGAGUGUAUGCACCUGCGCCAUUGCAAACGAUUUUGAGCCAUGUCAUUUAGGGUCUCUAACCAUCGGUUGCUAUCAUCUAGUGAUCCCCAACCAGGUAGUCUACACCUAUCAACAUGACUCAGUCCACUUAUCAGUGACUUCAUGAACUUGUGCCAUGUUUUGGUCUGGCCGCCCCUAGCUUUCUUCCAACCUAUUCCUAUACCACUGGACAUCUCAUAUCGAGGCAGUCGGUCGUUGGGCAUACGUAACACAUGUCCCAGACAUCUCAACUGAUGAAGUUUCACUACGUCAUCAAUUGAUUUGCCAUCCUUACCUAGUACCCGUUUCCUAACAACUGUGUUACUUACUCGAUGGUCCCAGGAUAUGCGAGCAAUAUUUCGAAGACACCUACGGAUAUCCUCUACUCUUACCGGCCAUGUUAGUCGUGAUUCAGUUGUAAAGUUUCUUGGACUGACUGUCGUUGGAGCCAACAGGUUCCCAUUUUCUUCACCAAUCAUCAUUCUUCCUAAAAGCAUGUUCACAUUUAGUGACAUUGUGUGAGUAAUGUAGUGGCGUUACUUUUGUUUGUACAUGAUUAAGUAAAUGUUAGUACCCGUGCAACUGUGCAAAUUGUAGCUGGUCAGUUCUUGUAUAUGUUCGCUCAUUUUAUUUGUUACAUCCCUCAUUAUACCUCAUUGAAUGGGUUGGUAGAUAGUUUACCUAUUUACUGAAUAAUUACUUCAGACGAUUAAGAUCCAGGUAUCCAUUUUGAGAUGAAUUAUAGACGUUUUCAGUGUUUAUUAUUAAUAUGAAGUCAAAAUUUAAAAAAACUCUACUGACGUACUUUUUUAUCCUUAUUUUCUCAUGAUUUAUUUAUUUAAGAAUUUUCUAAUUCUCAUCAAAUGAAAACAACUACAAUUAUUCCAACAGUUUACAACUUAGUCGCAUUUAAUGGGAUCACCGGGUAAGUAAUAAUGAGGUUAGACGCAGAAUAUUAGAGAAUCAUGGUAAAUCAGUUGGUGAGGUUGUGAAUCUUCAUCGACUGAGAUGGUUGGGCCGCGUGUUACUUAUGCCUGAAAACCGAUUACCACGACGCGCCAGGCUGACUAGUGAUGGAGAUAGUUAGAAGAAAGUUAGGGGCGGCCAAACCAAAACGUAACAUCAGUGCUUGAAGUCACUAACUUCUGGUUUUCGCCAUGUUGGUAGAUGCAGACUACUUGGUUGGGGUCCGCGUGACUAUCGUAAUCAAUGGCUUGAAGAUAAUAGGAAAUCAUAAGUUUAAAAUGGUUAAUACAUGAGAAAUAUGAGAGUUACUUUACAUGUAGUUAAUUUAG
This is a messenger RNA of Schistosoma bovis, 3926 nucleotides long. NCBI's taxonomy places the organism in Eukaryota, Metazoa, Platyhelminthes, Trematoda, Strigeidida, Schistosomatidae. The record is from the annotation of a GenBank genome assembly.